GCUUCUCUUGGUCAAUGGUAACGAAAUUAUCACUCAUUUUUCCAUCCAAAUUUGUGCAGAGCAGAGAUCUCCUUGAUUAGCAACGAGAGAGGAAUACUAACAAGUACAGAACCAUGGAGCUGGUGGUGGGCGCUUCGGAAGCGACGAUGAGGUCGGUCUUGGGCAAGCUAGGCGGCCUCCUCGCUCAGGAGUACACCCUGAUUCGGGGCGUCAACCGCGACCUCCAAUACAUCAACGACGAGCUGUCCACCAUGCAGUCCUUCCUCCGCGUCGUCGGAGGAAGCCAUGGCCACGACGACCGGAUGAAGGACUGGAUGAAGCAGAUCCGUGACAUCACCUAUGAUAUUGAGGACUGCAUCGACGACUCCGGCCACCGCCUCCACGGCCUGCGCACCGACAUGUGCUGCUACUUCCUAGUCAACAGCGUCUACGAGGUUCUUACUUGGUGGCCUCGGCGGGAUCUUUCUACCAAGAUAUCGACUCUCAAGAUGCGGGCACAGCAGAUCGGCGAGAGGCGCGAGAGAUACGGCGUGAACAAUCCGGACAUCAGUGGAUCUGGUGGGGGACCCAGCACGGCUACCGGAUUUGACGCCGCGGACAACCAGCACUCGAACCUUCAGCUUGUCGCCGCGAAGGAACCCGUGGGAGUCGAGGAAUACAUGGGGGAGCUUGAGAAGUGGGUGACUAACGAAAAUAACAGCUCCGGCGUGCUGUACAUUGUCGGGUUCGGAGGUGUGGGGAAGACCACCAUCGCCAACGCCCUGUAUAGGAAAUUUAUGGACCAAUUCGACCACAGCGCGGUGGUAACGGUGUCUCAGAGCUCCGACAUCAACACAGUCCUCACGAACAUCAAGAAUCAAGUCAUGCCGCAGUCGAACAGCCACAAACAGCAGGGCGAUGAUGUCAUACCGAGUCGUAUCGAUCUCGAGGAGCACUUCAGGGAGAACAGUUACUUGGUCUUAGUUGAUGAUGUAUGGUCUGCAACAACGUGGGACCAAAUUAAAAAGGUGUUGCCUCCGAGUCGGAAACGCAGCAGAAUUAUAGUAACUACACGGUUUCAAGCUGUUGCUACUACACGUAGAGGAGAAGGAGGUGACCAUACUCAUAAAGUUAUCCCUCUUGGUGUCAAAGAAUCUGAGAAGUUAUUUAAGCAAGCCUUCUUUGAAUCCAAAGGAAGACAAGAUAAUAUGACACGGUCUCAAGCUGUUUCUACAACAUCUAAGAGAGUAGAAGGUCAUGAAGAUGUUAUGGUUCCGGAGGAAGUCUGGAGGAUGUGCGGUGGGCUUCCGCUGGCCAUAGUUAUCAUGGCUGGUUAUGCGGCCUGCAACCCACGUAAAACACGGGAUGAUUGGUUGAAAAUUUGCAGUUCUCUAUUUCCAGAAUCAGGCAAAGAUCACUGGAAAGAUGGCGAGAAAGACCUUACCCAGGAGGAAGUGGGCAGGAUUAUCAGUUAUUGCUACAAUGACAUGCCUGCUGAAAUCAAGACUUGCUCGCUAUAUUUGAGCAUAUUUCCAAAGGGCCACAAGAUCAGCAGGAAGCGUUUGACAAGGCGAUGGAUAGCGGAAGGAUUUGUCGUUGAGAAGCAGGGGCUUAGUGUGGAGGAUGUUGCUGAGACAUAUUUCAAUCAUCUCAUACGGAGGAAAAUUAUCCGACCAGUGGAGCACAACAGCAAUUUAAAGGUGAAGAAAUGCAUAGUCCAUGACAUGGUUCUUCAACACAUUGUAGCGAAGGCAAGUGAAGAGAAUUUCAUCACAGUGGUUGGUGGUAACUGGCUCAUGCCACCACCUAGCAGUAAGGUCCGUCGGCUGUCCCUCCAAGGCAGUGAUUACAAACAUGCAAAGGAUACAGAGAAGAUGAACCUGUCUCAUGUUCGGUCACUAACCAUGUUUGGGAGCUUGAAUCAACUUCCUUCCCAUUCGUUCAAGAUUGGAAUUGUACAGGUUCUGGAUCUUGAAGGCUGCACAGGUUUCAGAAAACACCAUACAAAGCAGAUAUGCAAAAUGCUUCUUCUCAAGUAUCUCAGCCUCCGCAGAACUGACACUAAACGGCUUCCCAAAGAGAUAGGGAAGCUUAAGAACCUAGAGACUCUGGACAUCAGAGAGACGAAUGUUGUUGAGUUACCUAAGACUGUAUGCCACCUUGAACAGCUGGUUAACAUACUUGGUGGAGACAAAAGAACACGGAUGGCAUUGAAACUUCCUGAAGAGUUAAGUAAGAGAAAGAAAAUGAAGGCCCUCCGCAUACUGUCAGGGAUUGAGAUCCUUGGGGGAUCAGGGGACUUUCAUCAUUUAACUGAGCUGAGGAAGCUUGUCAUCUACAAGCUCAAAACCAUUGGGGACAAUGGGAGCUUCCAGGAUUUAAGCUCCUCCAUCGAGUACCUCGGUGGUUACUCUCUACACACACUUGUAAUUGAUGAUGAGUCAUCUAGUUUUAUAGAAUCAUUGCAUUAUCUGACAGCCCCACCCAAAUUCCUUGCUGCCCUUGAAUUGUCAGGCAAGCUGGUUAUGCUCCCCAGUUGGAUUGAAAAACUCGGUGCUCUCAACAAAUUAACCCUUUCAGUAACAGCACUCCGAACAGAUAACUUGGAGAACCUCAGUAAACUAGAGGCAUUGAUCUCUCUCACGUUUUCAUUCAGGGCAAAGGAACGUGAUCCACAAAUACUGAGCAUUCUUGCAGGAAACAAGCUAUACUCCAAAGGGGAGAUCAAAGUUCCAGAUAGAGGAUUUAAGAGUCUUAAGCUUCUUCGUUUCUCUGCUCCUCUCUUGCCAUUACUUAGCUUUCCAAAAAAUGCCAUGCCACAACUAGAAAAGCUUGAGGUGAGGUUCAGCAUGCUUGAGGGCCUUUUUGGUGUGGAAAACCUUGCAAAACUCAAAACAGUGCAUUUGGCAUCAGACAACAAAGCUGGUGAAGAUAUGACGAGGGAGAUACAAUGCGAGCUAGAGAGUAAAGUGAGACAUACUGAUGGCGAGAUUCCCAGAAUAAUCCUUCACCACUGACUGACUGAGAUGAAGUCGAACUGGGGAUCCUUGUGCAUUAAAGAUCAUCACGCUUCUCUACUUGUUCUAACUUCUAAGAGAUCUCCAUGCUACUUGUGCCAAAGUUGCUCAAACUGGGAUGAUGCUUCAUCCAGUACACUCAUUUAGUGUGGUAAAUGUUUUAUUAAUUGUGUUCGAAAUAAGUUUGUCGACCAAAUAGCAAUGACCUUAUAGAUUUCAUUCAUGACAAUGUUUUUGUCAUCUGUCUGCAUAUCUGUCGGAAAUUAUAGGUGUUCAAUUUUGUAUAAUCGA
Messenger RNA from Lolium rigidum, 3287 nucleotides. Its product is annotated as disease resistance protein Pik-2-like. The coding region runs from base 114 to 2996 and encodes 960 amino acids. The record is from RefSeq and is a predicted model, not a curated record. The transcript is spliced from 3 exons. Gene Ontology annotation, molecular function: ADP binding. NCBI's taxonomy places the organism in Eukaryota, Viridiplantae, Streptophyta, Magnoliopsida, Poales, Poaceae. Gene Ontology annotation, biological process: defense response to other organism.